Molecule: messenger RNA, 1239 nt
Organism: Theobroma umbraticum
Lineage: Eukaryota; Viridiplantae; Streptophyta; Magnoliopsida; Malvales; Malvaceae
Product: protein FEZ
Biological process (GO): regulation of DNA-templated transcription
Molecular function (GO): DNA binding
Source: RefSeq, a predicted model, not a curated record
AUGGAUGAGAGAAAUGAUACUGAAAAAAUGGAAGAAGUCAUGCUUCCAGGGUUCAGGUUUCAUCCAACUGAUGAAGAACUUGUUGGGUUUUAUCUGAAAAGAAAGAUUCAGCAGCGCCCUCUCUCGAUAGAGCUGAUUAAGCAACUAGACAUCUAUAAAUAUGAUCCAUGGGAUCUUCCUAAGCUGGCAACCACCGGAGAGAAAGAGUGGUAUUUCUACUGUCCCAGGGACAGAAAAUACAGAAACAGUGCGAGGCCAAACCGAGUAACUGGAGCAGGGUUUUGGAAAGCCACAGGAACUGACCGCCCCAUCUAUUCCUCGGAUGGCACCAAGUGCAUUGGCUUGAAGAAAUCUCUUGUUUUCUACAAAGGCAGAGCAGCCAAAGGGGUCAAAACUGAUUGGAUGAUGCAUGAGUUUAGGUUACCUUCCCUCACUGACUCUGCACCACCAAAGAGAUUCUUGGACAAAAGCCUCCCCGCCAAUGACUCAUGGGCGAUAUGCAGGAUAUUCAAGAAAACCAACUCCACAGCUCAAAGAGCUCUUUCUCAAUCCUGGGUUUCUCCAAUACCUGAAACAUCAUCAAUGUCUGAUAUGCCUAGUAGAGGUUCAAACAGUUCUCAACUUUCUUCAGAGAACUUACUGCUGACAACAAAAACCAGCUCCUCAGCGGCCCAGUUUAACCAUGACGCUGACAUACUACAAACAUCAGCUGCUGCAUUUUCCCCCCUAGAACACUUCCUCUCUUACAAGCCCGUCACCCAGAUGGCUGGGAAGCCACCUCAGCUUCCGGCCAUCUCCAGCACUGGAGACCUAACCAGCUUUAUUUUUGCACCUCUUGAAACCUCAUCAUUCCCUGCCAAAUCCGCCGCUGACGUUACUUCCAUGUUGCUAAACAUGUCAUCUUCCAUGCUUGGAGAUUACGGUAAGGCAGCCUCAGAUAGUACUGUACAUUUUGGUGGAGGAUCACAAGAUCAUUGCAAUGGCUGCUUCCCAGGGACUUUGCCCCACGAGAUGCAAGGCAACAUCAACAACAAUGGAGAUCACGAAAGUUCCCUAUUAAAAAACCUGAACGUGAUGACCCAUGUUGAUGAUCAGUGGGAACCUGUCCGAUCCAUUGGAUUCCCCUUCAGCUUGCCCAUGAGUAUGGGAGAUGCUUGGAAGCCAAGCAUGCCUUGGGAUUCUUCAUGUCCCAGUGAGAUGUCAACAAGUUUUUCCACCACGACCAAGUGCUAUACUUGA